Histoplasma mississippiense is the source of this 351-nucleotide messenger RNA. RefSeq lists its product as hypothetical. The transcript is spliced from 2 exons. Lineage: Eukaryota; Fungi; Ascomycota; Eurotiomycetes; Onygenales; Ajellomycetaceae. Gene Ontology annotation, molecular function: protein binding. The record is from RefSeq and is a predicted model, not a curated record. Bases 1 to 351 code for a protein of 116 amino acids.
AUGACAACACCUCCAGCAACCUCAAACCCAUUGUCUGUUCUACGUGAGACCGAGCAGACAACGGGAAAACUGCCGCCUGCAACUCCAACGUACAUUUUGCGCGGCCAUGGGUCGCCAAUCCACGCCCUUCGUUUCUAUAGCGGGAACUCAAGACUUGUCUCUGGCGAUGCGGAAGGCUGGGUAGUAGUGUGGAAUAUGAGGACGAAACGAGUUGUUGCUUCGUGGAGAGCCCAUGGGUCUGCUAUACUUGGGGUUGAAGGAGUUGAGUUCAGCUCAAAGCAGGAUGCAAAAGGGGCGGGAGAAGGAGGUGGAAGUGAAAGAUGGCUAUUUACCUCCGAGUUUGGCGUUUAA